GGCUGCACUGCACUGCACGUAUCGACGUCGUUUCGUUUCUACCGCUACCAGUGACUAGAACAUCUGCCACGGAUGCUUCCCGGCUCCUCCAUGCUGACGGCUGAAGACUGUUGACCGAAGCGUUAACGGAUGGUUCUCUGUUUCGCGUACACGGGCCAUCUCCCCGCUUUCUAGCACUGGCGCCAUUCCGCCAUUCCGCCGUCGAAAACCGCUCACCCAACCACCAGGUCCGCUCCAGCUCGCUCGCGUUUCUUUUCUUCUUCGCUGGCAGAGGUAGAGAGCGUAUCUAGGUUCUGCUGUUGUCAAUUCAUCCUGUUGACGAACCCAAGACCUCCUCCAUCGUUCCGACAUCCACAGGUCGUUCCUUCCCCGCCCCGAAUCGCUUAUCCCCGAGAUCGCAUAUCCUACCCUCACGCUUCACCAUGGAGCCGUUAUCGAUUGACUCGAUUGUCGUCGAGCACAACGAGAUGCCUUCCACCCCGGGAACCCCCCCUAGCGAAGCCAUCAUGAUUGAACAACCAAAGAUGAAAGGGAGGCAGCGGCUCCUGCAUGGACUACAGCGGAUGGGCUCUUCCCCGAGUCUGGCUGGCCUCAGCAGCAGGCCUCGUUCACAAAGCCUGAGGAGUGGUGGAAAGGCAUCCAUGUCUUGCGUGUCUCUGGCAUCGCCAGGCUCGCCAUACGGGAAUUCGUUCGCCAGCUCCUACUCCUCGGAGUUGUCGAAUGGCUACUCCACAGCCCCUACAUCGGUCGCCAACAGCCCACCUUGCAGUCCGUUCCCGCUGUUCGAAGAGAGAACUCGUCUACGAAUGCGGAGCCCCGACAUCCCUUCGUCUGUGCCGUUACCUUCGGCUCGACGACCACUGUCUAGGGAGGGCGUCGAGGCUGAGGCUGACUACUUUGCGCGGCCCAUCAAGAAUAAGCUUCAGAAACGGCCAAACUUCAGCUUCUGGGGGGAGAUGCCGACCGAGAUCCGCAUGCAAAUCCUCCGAUACCUACCACCCAAGGAGAUCGUUCGAUGCUCCCGGGUAUCCAAGUCGUGGCGUGCCAUGUGCUUCGAUGGCCAGCUCUGGAGCAACUUGGACACAAGCGGUUUCUACCGCGACAUUACCUCCAAUGCGCUGGUCAACAUCAUCACAUCAGCGGGUCCGUUUGUGAAGGACCUGAACUUGAGAGGCUGUGUGCAAUUGAGGGAGCAGUGGAACAAGAACGGCUUCAUUGAGUCUUGCCGAAAUCUGGAGAACUUCUCACUAGAGGGGUGCCGAAUCGACCGAACUUCCCUCCACUGCUUGCUAUUACAGAACAGCCGCCUAGUCCACGUCAACCUCUCUGGUCUUUCUGGUGCAACGAAUGCGGCAAUGAAGAUUCUCGCGUCGCAUUGUCCCAGAGUCGAAGUGCUCAACAUCUCGUGGUGCAAUAACAUCGACAAUCGCGGCUUGAAAAAGAUUGUUGAGGGCUGCCCGAAGCUGCGAGACUUGAGAGCUGGCGAGGUACGAGGCUGGGAUGACACGGAUCUAAUGGCUGAGCUCUUCAAGCGCAACACGCUCGAAGGACUGGUGUUGACAAAUUGUGACAGCCUUGAUGACGAUUCCUUGGCUACUCUCAUCGAGGGCGUAGAUGAAGAGGUCGACAUCCUUACCGAUCGGCCAAUCGUUCCGCCCCGCAAGCUAAAGCACCUAGAUCUGACCCGCUGCCGCAGCAUCACCGAUGCUGGAGUCAAGUCUUUAGUCCACAAUGUCCCGUUUCUCGAGGGUCUACAAGUCUCCAAAUGUGGCGGUCUAACAGACGAUGCGCUUACAACUCUACUCCCUACGCUUCCAGUGCUCACUCACUUGGACAUCGAAGAGCUUGACGGUCUCACGAACCAUGUAUUGAAGACGCUCGCCGAAUCCCCGUGCGCUCCGCACCUAAAGCAUUUGUGCAUCUCCUACUGCGAGAACCUGGGCGAUGCUGGCAUGCUCCCAGUCUUGAAGGCUUGCUCCAAGCUGUCCUCCCUGGAAAUGGACAACACACGCAUCUCCGAUCUCGUCCUUACCGAGGCUGCAGCAAGCAUGCGCAACCGCAAUCGAGCCGCGCGACCGCUCACUAGUUCCGAGCGACCGGACGUGGGUCUGCGGAUUGUGGCAUAUGAUUGCGCCAACGUCACCUGGACCGGCGUCCGCGAAGUACUCUCCAGAAACGCAGAGAUCACUCGCCCGUCUCCCAACUCGGUUUCCAAAGCCGCCACCUACCCGCGCGAGAUCAUCGGUCUGAAAUGCUUCUACAAUUGGCAGCCCACUGUUGAAGAGCACACCAAGCGCGUCCUGAGAGGCGACUUUGCUGCGGCUGCUCGUCUAGAGCGCAAGUGGGCCGAUUGGAUGAUGCUGAAUGAAGAGGCGGGCGUGGGUGGCGCUGGUGCUCGUCGACGCCGAAGGAGAGCUCGCGAAGCCCAGCUCAUGCAUGCUGACGAAGAAGAGGGCGGCGCGGGUGUUACUGGCGGUAUUGGGCGCCGUCGACGUGCGAGAAGUGGACCUGGUGGCUGCGUUGUGAUGUGAACGCGUGCUCUCCGGUUCUUUUUCCUGCGUCAUUCGUCGGGUACACUCUUGGUUGUGAAUCGUUUUCUCAUUUAUGCCUCAAAUCGGCUCUAUUAACAGUCCUUUUGAACAGACUACGGUACGAUGGAUGUGCUACAGUAAUUUGCGUCGCAUUACGGGCCAUGGCUGCGACGUUCUGCCAUUCCGUUGCAGUUCGACUUGUAUUUUGAAGGUGGCCACGAGACUCACAACAGCGUCUUUUUUAUACAUCCACUAUGUUCAUACACAGCAGGAAGUUUCUUUACAUCUGAAGGCAUGCAUCGGACGGAGUUGGUCGGUUUCUGGAGGUAUAUAGUUUGAGUGAGGUUUUCCUCUACCUCUGGAAGAUAUUUAGACGGCAUAUUGCCAGCAUCAUACAAUAUAUAUGGGCUACAUACAAGCAAUUCGCAAU
This is a messenger RNA of Cucurbitaria berberidis CBS 394.84, 2961 nucleotides long. RefSeq names its product RNI-like protein. The transcript has a single exon. Gene Ontology annotation, molecular function: protein binding. Gene Ontology annotation, cellular component: SCF ubiquitin ligase complex. The record is from RefSeq and is a predicted model, not a curated record. Bases 423 to 2531 code for a protein of 702 amino acids. Lineage: Eukaryota; Fungi; Ascomycota; Dothideomycetes; Pleosporales; Cucurbitariaceae. Gene Ontology annotation, biological process: SCF-dependent proteasomal ubiquitin-dependent protein catabolic process.